Chelonoidis abingdonii (Abingdon island giant tortoise) is the source of this 1643-nucleotide messenger RNA. It is a transcript of the gene NUP42, whose product is annotated as nucleoporin 42. Lineage: Eukaryota; Metazoa; Chordata; Testudines; Testudinidae. The record is from RefSeq and is a predicted model, not a curated record. Gene Ontology annotation, molecular function: metal ion binding.
GCGCGCGGGGAACCGACGGCUGCGGGUUCCGAACCCCGGGUUUGAAGCGGCUGAAUCUGUCGGGGCCGGCGGGGUCCCAACGCCCCCCCUUCGCGCUGUGGUUUCAAUGGCCAAACGUCUAGGACCCUACCUGCUCCUCUCCCCCUGCAUUGGGCUUGUCCCAAUCACCCCCUGGCAAAUCCAGCCUCGCGCCGGGGCCCGUGAUACAUGGCUGGGGCCCUGGGCGCUUGCAGUGGAUGUCAUUACCGCAGCUGCCCUGCUAGCUGGAGCUCUGCUCUGACCCGUCUAGUAUCCUGCCCGCCACAGCGGACGGACGGCUUGCGAGGAGCCCUGCCGCAGGCCUGGGAUAACCUGCGCCCAGUGACGGUUCUUCCUGGCUGCUCUCUCCCCCAUUUCGAGGUUGGCUUCUGCCAUAAAGCGGGUUCUGGCAGAGGAGGAUGGGGUGCCCAUAACCAGAGAUACACCAAUGUUGUCCAGCCUUCUAACUUUUCUAAACCCACUACAUGGGGUAGCAGCAGAGAUGAUGGAAAGGCAUUUUUUGGACCCUCUAUUGACUCUGGAGCACCAGGCAGUGGCAAUAAAAGUCCAGGAUUUUCUCAAAACAGAUUCUCUGCGUUAAGCUCUGAGCAAAAUAUUGGCAGUAGCUACAGAGAUGAAGAGGAGAAGCUUCUUGAAGGCAUAAAAAAGGACAUGGAAGUCUGGGAAUCUUCAGGACAGUGGAUGUUCUCCUGUUACUCACCUAUGAAAGAAAAGCCUAACAUCUCAGGUUUUCCAGACUUCUCACCAGAAGAGUUGCAUCUUGAAUACUAUAACUGCAGAGCAAACAAUAAUAUUCAGAACUAUAUAAAUUCAGUCCAGCAAUUAGUAAACCAAUGGAGAAGUAGAUUGCUUGUGUUGAAGACUCUGAAUACAUCUACCAAAGCUGCACUGGUAUCUGAACUGAAAAAUGUGGUUAGUCAACCAUUGCCUGCCUUUGGAUUUGGUGGACAACAAACAUCAACCUUUGGGUCAUCAGGCUUUCCACUAAGCAGUAGCAGCAAUAGGAGUGCCAGCAGUUCCUCCUUUAAAUCAAAUACUGAACUUGUCAGUCCAUCCUCUGGAAGCACCACUCCAUUUGGAAGCUCUUCUAUGGUUCCGGACCCUUCAGCAUUGGGUGUGACAUCUUCCGCAAGAUCAGCCCCUUCCACUGGCUUUGGUAGCCAACCAGCUUCAUCUGCAGCCUCUUUUUCAUUUAAAAAGCCUGAAACUGCGGGUGGUUUUGGAGCUUCUGGAUUUUCAGGGUUUGGCAGUUCGUCUGCUGUAAACUUGUCAAGCACAACUUCGCUUCCAGCCUUUGGAGCUGUUAAUGCAGCAGUUGCUGCCCCUGCCUCAGAACCAGGUAACUCUUUAUUUGGACGGUCCGUUAAUGCCUUUGGAUAUAAUGUAGCACCAGCACCUCCUGCAGCCACAAGCAUUGUUACCUCAGAUAAGUUAUUCACACCGAAGAAUGAUCUAUCACCUGAAGAGUUGAAGCAGUUUGAAGCAAAGAAGUUUACUCUAGGAAAAAUUCCUCUAAAGCCACCACCAAUAGAACUUUUAAAUGUUUGAAACUAUAACAUGUACAGUAAGCAAAUUCUGAAAUUAAACUUUUACAGAAUGUUUUU